Molecule: messenger RNA, 330 nt
Organism: Triticum turgidum subsp. durum (durum wheat)
Lineage: Eukaryota; Viridiplantae; Streptophyta; Magnoliopsida; Poales; Poaceae
Source: the annotation of a GenBank genome assembly
AUGGAUCGCCGAGCCUUCAGGAGUAACUCGUGCAACAGCAAGAACCCGGCGCCUCCCUCCUCGCCCUCGGCGGCGGCGUCGGCGGCGGUGUACCGGACGUCCUCGGCGCCCGUGGGGGGCUCCAAGGACAACGUCGGCGAGCGCAAGGCGCUGCUGCCCCGGCGCCCCGAGGGCGGCACGGCCCGCAAGGCCUACAAGGGGCCCAAGCGGCGGGUGCAGUGGAAGGACACCCACGGGAAGAAGCUCGCCGAGGUCUUGGAAUUCCAGCCUAGUGAUUCAAGUGACUCGGAUGAUGAUUAUUUGGAUACUUGCAUAUGCUCAGUCAUGUAA